AUGACCGACCAAGUUGGUAUACACACAACUCUCCAAAAUACGGAUCCCGUGAAAAAUGGCCCAAAACGCAAAACACUAGUGUUGUCAACCUCUGAUUAUAGCGCAAUAUCGAUAGAUUACCCCGUAGGCAAUAAUCAGUUGGAAGCAAAUAACCAACCGCAAGAGGAUUCUAUGCAUCCCUUUGAGCCUGUUUGCAUCAGUGUUACUCAAAAAUCGAAAUAUGAUAUCGGCACAGCACAAUCUUUCAAAUCAAAUUCUCUCCGGAGACGACAUAGUAGUAUAUCAUCUACAUCCGAUCAACCAAAACUAGGUCGUCCAAUUCGAACACCGUCUUUAGAUUCCUCACGAGUUGCUGAAAGUUCGGCCACAAACCAAAAACCUCCUACUGGACCUCCAAGACACAAUAGCGAAAGAAGGCUAUCUAGACCUUCAUCUGGAAAACGAAACCAAGGAGGGAAUAGCGUCAAAAGUGCAAGUACUGCCAGUUUGUCGUGUUCAGAUGACGUUAGUGUCAUCAGUUGUGCUGAAGAUGCAAAGGAGAAAGCUCCAAUCGAUUUGGAUUGUAAAGACAAACUCGAAAGGGCAACCUCAGCUGUCAAGCAUUUAAGAAAUUUAUCUCAUCAUGUAAGGAGUAAGGUUGAUUUGGAAUGCAACCAUGUCCAUAAUUCCAAGAUGGAUUUGUGUCGAUGGUGUGACAUACGACCCAGCACAGGUUCAUCAAAGUCUUCGUCGUCAUUAAGUAAGAAGAAGAAUUCUCCGUCAGUUUUCAAUAGACUUACUAAAGACGGAAAAGAUAAAAUGUUUAGGUUUUUCCACUGUGAAGACUAUACGGACUAUAUGUAUCACUAUCGGAUACAGUAUACUGUCAAUAAUGCUGGGGAUUUAGCUAAACAGGCACCUGUUCUGGGAAGAGAUGUACCCGAUCCUUACUUAACUAAACCAAGUAGUGUAUGUAUCGUAACGGAACUCAACCAAACAAGUCAAGCCUCAUUCAGCUUGACCUCUACCAGAAAAUCUGAUGAUGGUCAAGAAAGAAGUUGUCCUAAUUUAUCACCUGUAAGAUCAUUAGAAGAGACAAAAAGAAAACAAGACGUCGCGAGAGUGACCCCUACCCAACACAUUAUAAGUGUUAAUGACUAUAUGGAUUCUUAUCUACCUCAAAUCCAAACUGUACCUCGUGUUCCGUCCCGUUCUGACUCCUCUCCAGCAUUGUUGGGUGAACAUAAAUCAAAAUCGUUCGUUUUAUCGGAGAGUGUCGUGUCCAGUUCUCAAUUUGAUGGUGAAAUAGUUGGAAUGAAGCACAAAUUACCAACAGAAACUAUUUAUAAUUUUUCUAUGUUAUGCAAACCAACUGCUGGCGAGGAUAUUUAUAAUGAGUUAAAAAGUGGUUCGAGCUCAUAUCGCAAUCUGAAUUCCAACAGACAAAAGAAAGUUACUGAAGCGGUCGCGACGUACAAAAACAAUAUUGAAACUGCCAUAGCAUCUCCCAAAUGCGGGGCUAGUAAAACUGCUCAUAGUGAUAAGGGUUGUCACGGUUGUAAUAGGAUAACAUCUCUGAUACGUGGACAGAGAAAGGUUCCUCCGAAACCUCAUGAUAUCAAAUCCAAACGUGACAUGCCGAGCCAAUGUAAACCACUUGAAGAACCUUCGAUUAAUGUCUUUCACAGACUGCAGAAAUUACCCAUCGGUUAA
Molecule: messenger RNA, 1692 nt
Organism: Lottia gigantea (owl limpet)
Lineage: Eukaryota; Metazoa; Mollusca; Gastropoda; Lottiidae
Exons: 2
Coding region: 1-1692 (563 amino acids)
Source: RefSeq, a predicted model, not a curated record